Plodia interpunctella (Indianmeal moth) is the source of this 494-nucleotide messenger RNA. RefSeq lists its product as uncharacterized. Bases 152 to 457 code for a protein of 101 amino acids. The record is from RefSeq and is a predicted model, not a curated record. Gene Ontology annotation, biological process: positive regulation of proteasomal ubiquitin-dependent protein catabolic process. The transcript is spliced from 4 exons. Gene Ontology annotation, cellular component: Cul4-RING E3 ubiquitin ligase complex. NCBI's taxonomy places the organism in Eukaryota, Metazoa, Arthropoda, Insecta, Lepidoptera, Pyralidae.
ACUUGUCUAUGGCAAAUGUCAUUCUCAUCUGGCUUGCAGUGUUGAAGCUGUAUUUUCAAGAUUAUUUUAGAUUUAUUCUUCUUGGUUGUUUAAUUUGAAACUAUCUAGGACCUAUUACGGUCUGUCUCAAAUAUAUUAAAAUACAUAAACAAUGUCCGUUAUAGAAUUUUUGAAAGAUCUUCCGUCUUACGACGAACACAACUUUACACUUUUCAAUACCGACCACGGCAUCAGAAAUUGUUCUAAAAGACCGUCUAUAUACCUGCCUACUAAGGACAUACCUUCCGAACAAAUUAUUGUAACAGAAAAAACAAAUAUUUUGUUAAGAUAUCUACAUCAGCAAUGGGAGAAAAAGAACAACAACUCACCGAAAAAACGUGACCAGAGCCAUAUUGAACAAAACGGAGAUGAUAGCAGACCACGCAAAAGGCCGUGUCUCAACUCCCCUCUCAACUGAAACCAAUCCACUUCAUCAGUUAGUUUGUGCUUCAGUU